AUGCGGCUGUCGGUGCUUCUCUCUCCUCCCUUAAUCGUAUUACUGAGUUCAUUAGCGUCUACUGAGAAAUUGGUUUGUGAGAUUGGCCAUACAGUCGGAUACAGUUACUAUCGUCAUGGACAAAAGGCAAGCAGAUCAACCACCGCAUGUUUCGUCGCAUGGCGUUUUGGUGAAGAUGCUUGUCGUUAUACUCGAAGAUAUGAUUCAAGCGACGCAUUUGCUGCUCGUCUAAAAAUUCCUGGGGUGCCAGACAUGCAGGGGUGUUGGAUAACCAAUCAAACUUUAGUCUGUUUAUGUUUCGUGAACAAUUGUAAUAAUUUCUUGAAUUGGAAGUAUUUUCUUUUAAAUGAGCUCAACCAUAAGAGUGUGCGAAAACUCCAGAAAAUCAUCGCUGUCCAUGAGGAGAUAUUUGGAAAAAACUUAGAAUUAGUCCCGCUGUAUGCACAUGAUCAGAUAAAGGAACGAUUGGCAUGUGUCUUAAAACGAUAUCUUGAGACGGAAAUGGAUCCUCCCACGUUGGAAACUUUGCCACAUUUUUCAGAAAUUCCAAUUUGGUACCAUUGGGAAAUCGUAAUUCCCGGCUUACUGCUCAUGCUCAUUAUAAAAGUGCUCGCUGCGUGCUACUAUUAUCACCUAUGGAAAAAGUACCGUUCAAGAACUUAUCCAAUAUUGAAUAGUUAA
Messenger RNA from Necator americanus (New World hookworm), 681 nucleotides. RefSeq lists its product as uncharacterized. The coding region runs from base 1 to 681 and encodes 226 amino acids. Lineage: Eukaryota; Metazoa; Nematoda; Chromadorea; Rhabditida; Ancylostomatidae. The record is from RefSeq and is a predicted model, not a curated record. The transcript is spliced from 9 exons.